Hippoglossus stenolepis (Pacific halibut) is the source of this 7639-nucleotide messenger RNA. RefSeq names its product neurexin-1a. The coding region runs from base 2692 to 6060 and encodes 1122 amino acids. The transcript is spliced from 17 exons. The record is from RefSeq and is a predicted model, not a curated record. NCBI's taxonomy places the organism in Eukaryota, Metazoa, Chordata, Actinopteri, Pleuronectiformes, Pleuronectidae.
UCCAAACAGAUGCACUUUAAUCAUUACCAUCAUACAAUAUAUUAUUUUCUGACCAGACAUCGUAAUUGGAUUGCUAAAUUGAAUCACGGUAGUUUUUGGUGGAGAUAAAACAGAACCACAAGUGAACAGGGACUUCUAUUAAGUUACAAGGGGGAAAGGAGAGGAGAGGAGUUGCAUUCAGCCUCAUUCAGACAAUUGACAGCAAAGAGCAUGACAUUUAUUUAGCGUUUUACCUUUUAUAUAUACCUGUGUAUUACUAUGAUGAAGAUAUCCUUAAACAAGACCUCAGUUUUCACAGCUUUUAGUAUUUCUGUGUGGAAUUGACUGAACUCAAAUGCCAGUGCAGUUAGAAUAGCCUUUUUGUUUUUUAUUAGUACAUUUCUAUUAUGGAUGACAUCACUGUUGGGAGCUUAUUUCACAAGACAGUUUUCAUAAAAGAGCAGUAAAUGAAUAGGAACAAUUCUGAUAACCUAUUCUUUAUAAGACGUCUAUUGUGUAGACAUUGCACAGUUUAGUCGCUGAGGGUUAUGCUUUGUAUUCAAAGUUCAAUGAGCAAAGGCAAAUCACUCCGACUGGAUCUACAGGCUCUAAUAGGCUCUUCAGCAUGGCCUUGACGACCCAUCUCUGCAUUUAUAACUCUUAAGAGACUAUGUAGUGACAGCCUGUCUGGGUCAGACAGCAAAGGAUUUCUUACGAAUUCGACUUCCCGUUCCAUUUAGCAGCUUGUGCCUCUUACAUUACUCCACAUCAGAGGACAGUCCCUUCUAGCCAUCCUACUGAUUGUGCCAUGUGCCUCUGGCAAUGCUGCUCAUAAGUGGGAGACAGGGUAUCAACAGAAAUGGUUCAUGCCUGAUUCUCACCCAGAGCAGCGGAAUCAGCUGCGAUGAAGGGAACGUGUAAAGCAGAGCCCUUAGCCAUGUCCAAAUGCAUCCAUCUGCAAGAACAGUUUGUCCUGACUGGGGGUGAGGCUGCAGAGAGUUAGGGUUUGUUGCAUUGCAAGCAGAUUGACUAAUACUAAUUUGUACCAGGCCAGCAUCCACUAAAUGGUGUCAGGAUGCAGUUGCCUCUCAGCAAAUGGCAGCAAACGCUGGGAUAGACCAAGAGUGCUAGACUGUUGGACCCAUGAUUGAUCUGAAGACACUAAAGGCCUGCUGCAGCACACAUCAAAGCAUUCAGCGGCUUUGCAACUCGAACAACGAUGCCAAUCGAUGUCAGCCACUACUCAGUUGUAGGUUGGAAUUUCACAUCCCUGUUGGCAAAAGGCUGCCACCACUAUAACAGGAUCCUGAUCCCUGCUUCCAUUUACAGUAGGUUGAUGUGUUUUGACUCAUUCUGGUCAGGGAGUCUAUUGCAGUAAGUCACUGAGUGUUCUCUGUACUCCAGGACCGACGUAGCCACAGGCCGAGGUACUGGGAUGUAAGCUUUGGUGCACAAAGCACUGCUACAUGUGUCUCAGGAAGAAAAAACAGUCACUAGCACCUACUGGCAGUUUGACCAAGCAGUUGGUCCAGAUCACUUACCAAAGCCAAAAGGACAUGAAGGUUAUUAUAUCAUGGAGUUGCUAGGGAAAGACAUCUUGAAUGGGGAUUAGGUUUUUACAUGUCUAAGUGUUGAGGAAAGGCAGAUGCAAAAAUAAUUUUAUAUGAAUUACCUCAUACAGACUGUGGCCUGCAAAGAGUGUAGUGUCAACUUUGCCCAGCAUACAUAUAGAUCCUGUUUAGCCCACGUACAGACUAUUUUCAGUUAGCACAACAGUGUCAGACUAAUGCUAGGCCAGACUUUGAAAAACAGCAAUCUCUAGAUUUGUUCCUGCUCAUUUGGUGGGAAAUGUUUGUCUCCACCUCACUACCAGAGCUGCUUCUUUUGCAUAAUUAGCAGAUUGAUUAUUGGAAAACCCAAGGAUCUGGGCAGCUUGGAACAUUCACUGCAUUCAAAUUGUGAAAGACAACCAAGCAUAUUGAGUGCAUGCUCUGUGGGGGAAUCCGAAUUACCAUCCUCCUCAUUUUGUGUCAGGGUCUUCUUUGCUUUGUCUCAUUGCAGUCAAGUGAUCCUAAAGUUCAUCAAUAAGACCAAACGGAGGUACAGUAUUGUAUGGACGACGGAAAGUCUGACACGCUGGAUUGGUCUGAAGACUAAAACCAACUAUAAAACGAUGCAAAGAUAUUAUAAUACCAAUAAAUACCAAUAAAAGAAACAAAGCUUAAAAAUGGUCUCGAACUUAGGACUGUCAAAGAGGGUCGACUGAUGUGCUUUAGGCAUUCCUUCUUAUGAACCAUUUGGUGUCUGUCAAUCAUAACCUUUUGUGAGGACUUGGGUAAGGGAGCUUCUGCUUCUCAGUGGUCUGGUAACAUACAGAACAAGGUGCACAACCACCGGGAGGAACUUAGGGAGCUACUGGUCGAGCUCUGGUACCUCUUGUGGAGCACUCCUGUUAUUUCCUUGGUCUGCCUUUUUUCUUGUUAAACUUAUUUUGCCCUUUUUUCCUCUAUGUUACUAACAUGCUUUGGAAACAAACUAACAUCAUUCAUGGAAUGUGCCAUUCUACUAACCAGUAUGGUUUUUUGCCGUUUAACAAUGUACUAACAGUAUUGACCAUCAUAUAUUAUUUGAGUAACAAUCGUUAUUCUGUUCACAGUUUUUAAUUUCCUUUCUCCCCCCUUUUCCACAAAGCACUCAGGCAUUGGACACGCUAUGGUAACAAUAUCCGUGGAUGGGAUUCUGACCACCACAGGAUAUACACAAGAAGACUACACCAUGCUAGGCUCUGACGACUUUUUCUAUGUUGGAGGGAGUCCUAGCACAGCUGACCUGCCCGGAUCUCCGGUCAGCAACAACUUCAUGGGCUGCCUCAAGGAGGUUGUGUACAAAAACAAUGACGUGAGACUGGAGCUGUCCAGGCUGGCCAGGCAGGGUGACCCCAAGAUGAAGGUCCACGGUACCGUGGCCUUUAAGUGUGAGAACGUGGCCACUCUGGACCCCAUCACCUUCGAGACGCCAGAGUCUUAUGUCAUCCUCAACAAGUGGAACGCCAAGAAGACGGGCUCCAUCUCCUUUGACUUCCGCACCACAGAGCCCAACGGCCUUCUCCUCUUCAGCCAUGGCAAGCCCAAGCAGCAGGGGAAGGAUUCCAAGAACCCCCAGACUCUCAAGGUGGACUUCUUUGCCAUCGAGAUGCUGGACGGCCAUCUGUACCUGCUGCUGGACAUGGGCUCGGGAACCACAAAGACCAAGGCGGUCAACAAGAAAGUCAAUGACGGCGAAUGGUACCAUGUGGACUUCCAGCGAGAUGGCAGAUCAGGCACCAUUUCUAUCAACACCCUCCGCACUGCCUACACAGCCCCUGGAGAAAGUGAGAUCCUGGACUUGGAUGACAACCUCUACCUCGGGGGUCUGCCAGAGAACAAAGUGGGGCUGGUGUUCCCAACGGAGGUGUGGACAGCGCUGCUCAACUACGGCUACGUGGGCUGCAUCCGGGAUCUAUUCAUCGACGGCCAGAGUAAGGAUGUCCGGCGCCUGGCCGAGAUCCAGAAGGCUGCCGGGGUGAAACCCUCGUGCUCGAAGGAGCCUCCUAAGCAGUGUUUGAGCAACCCCUGCCAAAACAAUGGGCUCUGUAGAGAGGGCUGGAACCGCUACGUGUGUGACUGCUCCGGAACUGGAUACCUGGGACGCUCCUGUGAAAGAGAGGCGACGAUCCUCAGCUAUGACGGCAGCAAGUUUAUGAAGGUCCAGCUGCCAGUGGUGAUGCACACAGAAGCCGAGGACGUGUCCCUGCGCUUCCGCUCCCAGCGAGCCUACGGCAUCCUAAUAGCCACCACGUCUCGGGACUCGGCUGACAGCCUGCGUCUCGAGCUGGAGAGCGGGCGCGUCCGCCUGACUGUCAAUCUAGAUUGUGUCAGGAUUAACUGUACCUCCAGCAAAGGUCCAGAGACUAUAUUUGCGGGUCAGAAUCUGAACGAUAAUGAGUGGCACACGGUGCGUGUGUACAGGCGGGGCAAGAGUUUGAAACUGACCGUAGACGAUCUGACGCCUGUAGAAGGUCAAAUGGCGGGCGAUCACACCCAACUGGAGUUCCAUAACAUAGAGACGGGCAUUGUGACAGAGAAGCGCUUCUUGCCCAUGGUGCCGUCCAACUUCAUCGGCCACCUCCAGAGCCUCGCCUUCAACGGCAUGGCCUACAUAGACCUCUGCAAAAACGGCGACAUCGACUACUGCGAGCUCAACGCCAUGAUCGGCUUCAAGAACAUCAUCGCCGACCCCGUCACCUUCAAGUCGCGCUCCAGCUACGUGACCCUCACCACGCUGCAGGCCUACUACUCCAUGCACCUCUUCUUUCAGUUCAAGACCACGUCCUCGGAUGGCCUCAUCCUGUACAACAGCGGGGAUGGGAAUGACUUCAUCGUGGUGGAGCUGGUCAAAGGUUAUCUGCACUAUGUGUCUGACCUGGGGAACGGAGCCCACUUGAUUAAAGGCAACUCCAACAAGCCCCUGAACGACAACAACUGGCACAACGUCAUCAUCUCCAGGGACACAAACAACCUUCACACUGUGAAGAUCGAUACCAAGAUCACCACGCAGGCAACCUCAGGAGCCAAGAACCUGGACCUGAAGGGCAACCUUUACGUUGGUGGGGUGGCGAAGGAGAUGUUCAAGGAGCUGCCCAAGCUGGUGUUCGCCAAGGAGGGUUUCCAAGGUUGUCUGGCGUCAGUGGAUCUGAACGGGCGGCUCCCAGACCUGAUGUCGGACGCUCUGGACUGCGUGGGUCAGAUAGAGCGAGGGUGUGAAGGCCCCAGCACGACGUGCCAGGAGGACUCGUGUGCCAACCAGGGCGUGUGCCUGCAGCAGUGGGAGGGCUUCAGCUGCGACUGCAGCAUGACCACGUUCGGAGGGCCGUUGUGCAAUGACGCGGGAACAACGUACAUAUUCGGGCGAGAUGGUGGACUGAUCACAUACACGUGGCCGCCAAAUGACCGUCCCAGCACGAGGGCGGACCGGCUAGCCAUCGGUUUCAGCACGCACCUGAAGGAUGCUGUCCUGGUGAGGGUGGACAGCUCCUCUGGUCUCGGAGACUUCUUGAAGCUCCACAUCGAAAAAGGAAACAUUGCUGUUGUAUUUAAUGUCGGAACAGACGACAUUAACAUUGAGGAGACAUCAAAGUUUGUAAAUGACGGAAAGUACCAUAUAGUGAAGUUUACGAGGAGUGGGGGUAAUGCCACUCUGCAGGUGGAUGACCUGCCAGUCAUUGAGCGCUACCCCACAGGCAACAAUGAUAACGAACGCCUGGCGAUUGCUAGACAGCGAAUCCCAUACCGACUUGGUCGAGUAGUUGACGAAUGGCUACUCGACAAAGGGCGGCAGCUUACAAUCUUCAACAGCCAAACCACUAUACAGAUUGGGGGCUGGGAGCGAGACCGGAGUCGAUCGUUUCAGGGCCAGCUCUCGGGCCUCUACUAUAAUGGCUUGAAGGUGUUCAACAUGGCCGCCGAGGGGGAUUCUAACAUUAAGGUCCAGGGCAGCGUGCGGCUUGUGGGGGACUCGCCCUCCUCCAUCACGCCGCAGUCGAGCACCACGGCCAACCGCUCGGAGACGUCCACGUCCAUCAUGGAGAUCACCACCACCACGGCGUCCAGCAGGCGAGUCAAGCAGACGACGCCACGAGAGCCUCAGCAGACAACCGACGACUUUGUGGUGGCGUCGGCCGAGUGUCCGAGCGACGACGAGGACAUUGAUCCCUGUGAGCCGAGCUCAGGUGGGUUAGCCAAUCCCACGGGUUCCGCACCGAAGGGUUACCCGGGCACAUCGGAGGUCUUCAGGGAGUCGAGCAGCACGACGGGGAUGGUGGUCGGCAUCGUGGCGGCGGCGGCGCUGUGCAUUCUCAUCCUGCUCUACGCCAUGUAUAAAUACCGGAACAGAGAUGAAGGCUCGUACCACGUGGACGAGAGUCGCAACUACAUCAGUAACUCGGCGCAGUCCAACGGCACCGUGGUCAAAGAGAAACCAGUCAACACUGCAAAGACCUCGGGCAAGAAUAAGAAGAACAAGGACAAGGAGUACUACGUGUGAUUGUCCAAACUUUGGUCUUUGCCAGACCAACUUAAAAAACGUUUAUCAAAAAGACAAAUCAGGACAUCAACAUGUGUACAGUAUAAUAACAAAGAUGAACAUUAUUUAGUCAUUUUUCCUAAAAGACGAUGCUCUGAAAAGUAAAUAUGAAAAAUGAAAAAAUAACUUUCUUUAGACUCAAGCACUGGCGAUAGAAAACAUAUACAGUCCAGAAAGAGAAAGACGGAAACAUGGCUCUGGCAACCAGUUGAAAAGGAACUGAACACAUAUCUAACAUGUCAACCAAACAACAUUAACCCACCUGUGACUCGUCUCCUUGGCCAGGACAAUGUGAUCUAACUCCCUUGUUUCGGGUAAACAAGGGGGGCAGAGAUGCACGCGUGACGAGACAGGUUCAGCAUUACGAACUCAAUGUUAUCAUUUACAUUGCCUGUGUUUGUGUUGUUGAGACUUUUUCUACAGAAAAUGACACAAAGCUCAAAUGAAUACAUACAUAAACGCGCCAAAUAUUUAACGUGGGUGGAAGAGUAAAAAAAAAUCUGGUGACGGCGGUGAACUCGGACAGAAAAAAAAUUCCCUGAUGGACGCCCGUGGAAUCAGGACUCAACGAACAGGAGCUGGCGGCCGGCAAAGACCUAACACCUGCCUGACAAGGCUGCCGCAGCACGACCUCGAUGGUGGGGGGGCAGUUUCUCUGGAAAAGACUAUGAUUUUAAAGAAGAAUAUGUCCAUUGUGCCAGUAAGCAAUCUGGAGGCCUUCGUCUUCACGUCAUGUGAACUCAAAGGGGGGGCGUUUCCUCAGAGUGCCGGGGGCGUCUGAACAAGCGUCACUCGGAAGCCAUGCACGCAAAAUUAUCUUAUUACAGUACAUAUGUUUAUAUACAGUACAACCACAUCUAUAUGUGCUUUCUGGACUGUGACAAAGUGGUGUUUUAUAGCCUGUUGUAUAGAUGAUGCAAACUAUAACUGCUCCUCUACCAUUUUGGAAUAAAAGAGAAAAAAAAGGACAAAAAGAAGACAUAAGUGUUAUUAAGUGUUGCUAGUCAUAGAAGAUUUUAUGAAGACAUCUGCAUUUUUUUUUUUCUCAGUUGAAUAAUAAUAAUUUGAUUUCCCCUUGUUUUUACAUGUGUUCCUAUAUAGUUUUUUAUACAAAUGCCAACCAGAGACAGACGAUCCCGGACCAGUAGUAGCCGAACCGUUCCCCCAAAAACUGCAAAAGGCGUGACAUGACGACUUAUGUGGAUCUGUUAAGGAUUCCAGUUGAAUCACUGCCUUCCUCCUCAAUCCUGACUUACACGAGUGAGAAUGAAGACCGAGAAUAUGAGUGAUGAUGAUGAUGAUGGAUGGUGACAACGAUUAAUAUAAAUUAACUUGCUGUGUGUGUUUCCAAGUGGUAUUACGAGAUUGUCCGAUGUGUGCUUGGGCUGACGCGAAGCCACAGGAGGGAGCUCCAAUCUGUCUCCAUUUCAGCUGUUCUGUGUUUGUUCUGUCAUUCUGUCCGUCAGUUCUGCUUUCCAGAGACCUGUACUUUGAAUGACUAUGAGGAACAUGACCUUGAACUAUAAAUGAUGAUUAUAAA